Molecule: messenger RNA, 701 nt
Organism: Glycine soja
Lineage: Eukaryota; Viridiplantae; Streptophyta; Magnoliopsida; Fabales; Fabaceae
Exons: 3
Coding region: 132-470 (112 amino acids)
Source: RefSeq, a predicted model, not a curated record
ACUCAACUCCUACCAUGUUGGUUCAGUUCAGUUCACCCUAAAUUUCUUCCACUAUCAUCUUCUCUCAGUUCGACGUCAGCGAAGCCUUCAUUGUUUGUUGGGGGCAAUUCGAUUCGAUUUCGCAGAGUAGAAUGUUUGGGACGGCGAUUCGAUGUUUGGCGAAGAAACCGAAGCCGAAGAUGGGACCCGUGAUCCUGAAAACGCCGCCGGAGCAGAGGCAGACAAUCACAAGAACCCUCUUCGAUAUAAUUAAGGAGCAUGGUCCCAUCACUGUUGCUAACACCUGGGAACGUGUCCAGGAAGUUGGAUUGAAAGAUUUGACAAGCAAGAAUCACAUGAAAAUAGUGCUGAAAUGGAUGAGAGAGAGGCAGAAGAUUCGGCUCCUUUGCAACCACGUUGGAGCACACAAACAGUUUCUCUACACCACUUGGUUUACCAAGCCGGUUACCCCUCCCAAGAAUUCCUCUUGAAAGUUGAAACUUCAUCAUCAGUUGGUUGCUGCUGUUUUGUACCAUGUCUUGUCAAGAGUAAUAAUUUCAUUUUAGAACCGUUAAUCAAUAGAGAUCGAAAUGUUUUGCCUUAUUUUCCAUUGUUUCUGUCUCUGUGUUCUUCACUCUCAACUCACACACCUAUUAAUGUGUAUUUGGAUAGCCUCUAAAAUUAGACCAUGGUAAGAUGAAUUAAUUUUGAUUUUGACCAAA